UGGCUACUGAGGAACGAAGGAGAUUUAAACAUUUAAACCUCAAGCUCAUGAAAAAGAUUAGCAAUUAUAACGACGUUUAAUCGUGAAAAGUAUGGAUAUUAUUCAGCAAAACCUGAGAAACAUUGUGAAAGUCUUUAGACGAGAAUGCCAUCGAGCUGUGGAGUCUGAAAGGACAACAAUCUGCUCUGCUGAUGAAAUGAUCAGGAUACUGCAGCUCUGCCUGGCGCAAAUAAACAAGCAGGAAUAUGGUGAGUUUACAGUUGCACUGAGUGAUCUGCUAUUAGUGUGGAAGCAUUUGAUAAAGGAUAAACUUGGCUUACUCGAUGAUAACUCUUCAGUUCCUGACAAUUAUGAAGCAAUUCAAAGACUAUAUAACUCCUUCCUGAAAAACAGCAAUACUGUAGACUUGAUUGAUGUUUAUACCAUGUAUGACAAGCUGAAAAUGGAAAGUGAUCCAGUAUGUCUUCUAAGCUCUCUUCAGAUCUUCCAGUUUCUGUCUUGGGACACUAACAUGUGCACUAACAUGAAAGAUACAAAUAUUCUUGAAACUCCAUCUCCCGCCAACAGGGCUAGUUCAGAGACUACUGCAAAGAUUAAGCGACUGAUUUGUGCAUAUUUAUCCUUGCUGGUAAAUUCAAAGAAUGAUAUGGCUUUGGCCUAUGUACUAAACAUUCCUGAACGAGGACUUGGAAAGGAGGCAUUCACUGAUCUAAAGCAUGCUGCAAAUUCUAAGAAGACAUCCCUGUUCUUGGCAGCAACUUCAUUUAUUAGAGCGAUACAGCUUGGCGGAAAAGGCUAUGCACCACCAGAUGAUGACCCCUUAAGGAAGCAUAUUAAAGGGCUUUCUGACUUUGUCCAUUUCAUGGACAUUUUAGAUGAAAUACUUGGAGAAACAAAAGAACCAAGUCUUGCCGGGAGUUGUAUCAUUUCAGCAAUUAAAACCCGUUUAAUAAAAGGCAGAAGCAGUGGGGAUCAGUUUUGCUGUGCUGCAGAGGAAACUAUACAAGAACUGAAGAUGCAGAUUAAAGAUGUCAUCUUUUCAGAAAAAUGCGAGCGCAACAUAAGCACCACUGGGAUUAGCCCAGCACGGCCGAAAGCUUAUGCAAUUAACCAUUCUACGGCCUAUGGCGGCAGAGAAACUGUGAAAGUGUUGCUUAUGCUACUAGAUCAAGAAGCAACAAUUUUUCCUAAGAAAAACAAAGUAAACUUCUUACAUGUUGUUGAAGAUGAUUCUGAACUUGCUGGGCAGGCAUCUGUUUUAGCACUAUAUAAGUCACCUGAGCCUUCAGCUGGAACACUAACUAAAUCUCUCCGACAUCGUGUGGAGGAGUGCAGAAAAAAAGACCAGUCAAAGGUUAAAAUGAAUAGUCUCAAAUCUCAGUUUGCCUGCACAUACAAUGACAAUUCAGAGAAUUCUACCACUUUGAAAACUGCAAUUGUUUCAUCCCAUUAUGUCGAUGAAAAUUCAACAGAGACUGGAGUCUUUACUGCGGAGAAUGAAAGCUUAAUAAUAAAAAGACUUGCAUUUGGCCCCAUUUCUGGAAACGCUCAGCAGAGAGGAAACAUGAGGAAUAAGGGCAGUGGGAACAGUAACGGUCAGCCAGGAAACAAGAGCUGCAAGAGGAAACAGGUGGAUGUAAACAGUGUAAGCGGUAACUGUAGUCAUGAAAAUGAGCCACCUCAAAAGAAAGCCAUCAGGGGACCAGAGGCAUCAGAGAAACCACAAAAUAAAUUUGACGGCAAACCAGGAGCACCAGGGAAAAGCAGCAAGACCACAGCCAAGAAAAAGUUGAUUGCAGGCCAGGGAAAGCUCACCAACUUCUUCAGAUUGUAACAUCAUAUAUUGAGUUGAAUUUAACAAAACAAGGCUUCUUUUUAAUUAUUGCUUUUAUUUCUAAAUUGUGGACUCUGUGUUUAUUUUUUACAUUUUGGUGAGCAUUUUAUAAUAGAUGCUGUGUUUUUAUGUACAGAAAGUGAAGAAAAAACAAGCUUUUGGGUUCUGUUAUGGGAAUAGAAUGCUUUCUAUUUGCUCGACAAUUUCUUCUUUUUUUUUAAUAUACCUGCUGUUUGCUAAUUAAGCAUAGCAGUAUGGUGGAAAACCACUGUGCUUGUAAAUAUUUACUUUUUCAUUAUUCCUGCAUCAUUCUUGAUGUUUUGAAUUAACACAGUUUCAAUUUUUAUCUUGUUUUUCCUCAAAGGUUUGUUUGAAAUUUAACUGAUUUUCA
Molecule: messenger RNA, 2225 nt
Organism: Polypterus senegalus (gray bichir)
Lineage: Eukaryota; Metazoa; Chordata; Cladistia; Polypteriformes; Polypteridae
Product: PARP1 binding protein
Exons: 11
Coding region: 92-1834 (580 amino acids)
Biological process (GO): negative regulation of double-strand break repair via homologous recombination
Cellular component (GO): chromatin
Source: RefSeq, a predicted model, not a curated record